AUGGCGGCGGCACGGGUGCUGCUACUCCUCUCCGGGCGCCCGGAGUCGGUGAGCUUCGCGCAGAGUGUGUGCGGCCUCCUGGGCGCCGGGUCGGGGCUCGGGCCGUGGCCCACGCACUGCGGCCUGAAGCGGGGACAACUGGUCCUCUCGGACAAGCCUUUCCCAGGCGCGUCGGCCAGGCUUCCGCUCCAGCGACCCCCUUUCUGCCCUUUUGCGGCCCUGGACCAACAGCCCAGGGCUCCGGGGGUCGAGCUGCCCCCGAAUGGUCGAGGUGUGGAUCUGGGUGUGGCGGUCAUUCUGCAGUCCAGCGAUCAGACUGUCUUGCUGACGCGAAGGACAAGCACCCUCAACGUUUCGCCCAACCUCUGGGUACCCCCAGGUGGGCAUGUGGAACCUGAUGAAGAGCUGCUGGAUGGUGGGCUUCGAGAGCUUUGGGAGGAGAGUGGACUCCAGCUGCCCCAGGGCCAGUUCUCCUGGGUCCCUCUGGGGUUAUGGGAGUCUGCCUACCCCCCUAAGCUGAGCUGGGGUCUCCCCAAAUACCAUCACAUCGUUCUCUACAUACUUGUCAUCUCCCAGGAGUCACAGCAGCAGCUCCAGGCCCGGAUUCAACCAAAUGCAGGAGAGGUGAGUGCCUUCAUGUGGCUGGGACCAGACAUAGCAGCUGCAGUGGCUGCCACAGAGGAUGGGACAGAGACCCCCAAACAUCUUCCCCAGGACCUACCAUCUUCUGUCCCUGCAGUGGAACUAAAAGAGAAUGGAGGAGUCCAGCCUCUGGCCUUGCCCACAUCCACCCUGCUGAGGACAACCCCAGCCACGGCAGACAGCAGAGAGAGGGUCAGCACUGGCACCAAGUUUGCCCUCACGCUCUGGCUGCAACAUCUGGGCAGGUAGAGCCGGGAUGGCAGCUGAGGUGACAGGACAGUGCUUCUUCGUCGGGGGCAGGUCCUCCUCAUCUGAUGAGCUUUCUACUGUCAAGUCAAUAACUUCAACCUUCUUCUUACUCUCCGAUGGAUUGCCC
Molecule: messenger RNA, 1018 nt
Organism: Budorcas taxicolor (takin)
Lineage: Eukaryota; Metazoa; Chordata; Mammalia; Artiodactyla; Bovidae
Gene: NUDT17
Product: nudix hydrolase 17
Exons: 8
Coding region: 1-891 (296 amino acids)
Biological process (GO): NAD+ catabolic process; NADP+ catabolic process
Cellular component (GO): cytosol
Molecular function (GO): NADH pyrophosphatase activity
Source: RefSeq, a predicted model, not a curated record